AUGAGGUGGUUCCUGCCCUGGAUGUUGGCAGCCGCCGCGGGCAGCACCCUGGCUUUGGUCCUCUCUCCUGCCCCUAUGGCCAUGGCCUUCACCCCAGCACCACUGGAGGACACAUCCUCACAUCCCCAAUUCUGCAAGUGGCCCUGUGAGUGCCCACUGUCCCCACCUCGCUGCCCUCUGGGAGUCAGCCUUAUCACAGAUGGCUGUGAAUGCUGUAAGAUGUGUGCCCAGCAGCUUGGGGACAACUGCACAGAAGCUGCCAUCUGUGACCCCCACCGGGGCCUGUACUGCGACUACAGUGGGGACAGCCCGAGGUACGCAAUAGGAGUGUGUGCACAGGUGGUCGGCGUGGGCUGCUUACUGGACGGCGUGCACUACAACAACGGCCAGUCCUUCCAGCUCAACUGCAAGUACAACUGCACGUGCAUCGACGGCUCCCUGGGCUGCACGCCGCUGUGCCUGCGCGUGCGCCCCCCGCGCCUCUGGUGCCGUCGCCCCCGGCGGGUGCGCGUGCCUGGUCGCUGCUGCGAGCAGUGGGUGUGUGAUGACAACACCAGGAAGCCCCGCAAGACCACGCCGCGGGACACGGGAGCCUCUGCAGCCGUGGGUGAGGUGGAGCCGUGGCACAGAAACUGUGUAGCCUACACGAGCCCCUGGAGUCCCUGCUCCACCAGCUGUGGCCUUGGCAUUUCUACUCGUAUCUCCAGUGCCAAUGCCCGCUGCUGGCCUGAACAGGAGAGCCGCCUCUGCAACCUACGGCCGUGCGGGCUGGACAUCCGUCCACACAUCAAGGCAGGGAAGAAGUGUUUGGCUGUGUACCAGCCAGAAGUGCCCAUGAACUUCACCCUCGGGGGUUGCAUCAGCAUACGUUCCUACCGACCCAAAUACUGUGGGGUCUGCACAGACAAUAGGUGCUGCAUCCCCUAUAAGUCCAAGACCAUCGACGUCUCCUUCCAGUGUCCCAAUGGGCCUGGCUUCUCCCGCAAGGUUCUAUGGAUCAACGCUUGCUUCUGCAACCUGACCUGUAGGAACCCCAAUGAUAUCUUUGCAGACUUGGAGUCCUACCCUGACUUCUCAGAAAUCGCCAAUUAG
This is a messenger RNA of Orycteropus afer afer, 1092 nucleotides long. It is a transcript of the gene CCN4, whose product is annotated as cellular communication network factor 4. Gene Ontology annotation, molecular function: heparin binding; integrin binding. The record is from RefSeq and is a predicted model, not a curated record. Gene Ontology annotation, biological process: signal transduction; cell adhesion. Gene Ontology annotation, cellular component: extracellular matrix; extracellular region. Bases 1 to 1092 code for a protein of 363 amino acids. NCBI's taxonomy places the organism in Eukaryota, Metazoa, Chordata, Mammalia, Tubulidentata, Orycteropodidae. The transcript is spliced from 5 exons.